Messenger RNA from Fulmarus glacialis (Northern fulmar), 930 nucleotides. RefSeq names its product glycine receptor subunit alpha-2. NCBI's taxonomy places the organism in Eukaryota, Metazoa, Chordata, Aves, Procellariiformes, Procellariidae. The record is from RefSeq and is a predicted model, not a curated record. Gene Ontology annotation, molecular function: chloride channel activity; glycine binding; transmembrane signaling receptor activity. The annotation marks the transcript as partial. The transcript is spliced from 7 exons. Gene Ontology annotation, cellular component: plasma membrane; synapse; neuron projection. Gene Ontology annotation, biological process: regulation of membrane potential; signal transduction; chemical synaptic transmission.
AUGAACCGGCAGCUAGUGAGAAUUUUGACAACCUUGUUUGCAUUUUUCUUAGAGACAAAUCACUUCAGGACGACUUUCUGUAAAGAACAUGAUUCAAGAUCUGGAAAAUCCCCCUCACAGACCCUGUCUCCUUCAGAUUUUUUGGACAAAUUGAUGGGAAGGACAUCGGGGUAUGAUGCUAGAAUCAGACCAAAUUUUAAAGGUCCUCCUGUAAAUGUUACCUGCAACAUAUUUAUCAACAGCUUUGGUUCAAUAGCAGAAACUACAAUGGACUACAGAGUGAACAUUUUUUUGAGACAGCAGUGGAACGACUCACGUUUGGCUUACAGCGAAUAUCCCGAUGAUUCCCUGGAUUUGGAUCCUUCUAUGUUGGACUCUAUUUGGAAGCCGGAUUUAUUCUUUGCCAAUGAGAAGGGAGCAAACUUCCAUGAUGUCACGACAGACAACAAGUUACUGAGGAUUUCUAAAACUGGAAAAGUUUUGUACAGUAUCAGGCUUACUUUAACCUUAUCCUGUCCCAUGGACUUGAAGAAUUUUCCUAUGGAUGUACAGACAUGUACAAUGCAGCUAGAGAGCUUUGGCUACACUAUGAAUGAUCUGAUAUUUGAGUGGUUAAGUGAUGGUCCUGUGCAAGUUGCAGAGGGUUUAACCUUGCCACAGUUUAUUUUGAAAGAAGAUAAAGAACUUGGUUAUUGCACAAAACAUUACAACACUGGAAAGUUUACAUGCAUUGAAGUCAAGUUUCAUUUGGAGCGUCAGAUGGGAUACUAUUUAAUCCAGAUGUACAUUCCUAGCCUGCUGAUUGUCAUUUUGUCCUGGGUUUCUUUCUGGAUCAACAUGGAUGCUGCUCCAGCUAGAGUCGCACUGGGUAUCACUACAGUUUUGACAAUGACCACGCAAAGUUCAGGAUCGAGAGCUUCGCUCCCAAAA